Messenger RNA from Scylla paramamosain (green mud crab), 3098 nucleotides. Its product is annotated as vacuolar protein sorting-associated protein 26C-like. The transcript has 7 exons. Gene Ontology annotation, biological process: intracellular protein transport. Lineage: Eukaryota; Metazoa; Arthropoda; Malacostraca; Decapoda; Portunidae. Gene Ontology annotation, cellular component: endosome. The coding region runs from base 139 to 1038 and encodes 299 amino acids. The record is from RefSeq and is a predicted model, not a curated record.
UUGAAGUGGAGAUCAAGCGACCGACACAAAGGGGCGUCAGUUGACAGAAGAGGCUAUCCCUUUGCCCCUGCCUUGUGUAGCUCCACCGCCUGCAAAAUUAGCUACAUUGGAUAGCUUGCGUGCUUUUGUCGCCUCACAAUGUCCAUUACAAUUGACAUUCAGCUGAAUAGAUCCAGCAAAAUUUAUCAUCCAGGGGAGACAGUGAGUGGAGUGGUGGUGGUGGACAGUCGCUCAGACACAAGACACGAUGGCAUUACACUCACAAUGGAUGGAAUGGUGAGCAUCCAACUUUCACCCAGGAGUGCUGGGCUGCUUGAGUCCAUCGUCAGUUCCUCAAAGCCAAUCCCUCUGCUCAGCCAUUCUGUUGCAAUUGCAAAGUCUGGGAAGUUGCCAGCAGGACAAACAGAGAUUCCCUUUGAGUUGCCUCUGGUGCCACGCUCUACCUCCAAGACACUUUAUGAAACAUACCAUGGCAUCUACAUCACUGUGCACUACUGUCUGCACUGUGACCUCAAGCGCAGCCUCUUAGCCAAGGACGUCAAUAAAUCACAAGAAUUUAUUGUAGAAUAUAAGACUGGUGCUGGAGGAAAAGAUCAAAUGGAAGCAGUUAACUUUGAAAUUCGACCAGAGACUCUGCAGAAUGUUCGGGAUCGGGCACGCAUUCCUCGCUUCCUGGUGCAGGGCCACCUGGACUCGGUCAACUGCCCACUUUCAAAACCUUUGACAGGAGAACUGACUGUGUGUGAGUGUGAGCGAGGCAUCAGCAGCAUUGAGCUCCAGCUGGUUAGAGUAGAGACCUGCGGCUCCUCUGAGGGACACACAAAAGAAGCAUCAGAAAUUCAGAACAUCCAGAUUGGAGAGGGUGAUGUUUGUCGGGGCAUUGCCAUUCCUGUGUACAUGCUCUUCCCACGCCUCUUCACCUGUGCCACCACCUUGGCUCCUAACUUCAAAAUUGAGUUUGAGCUGAAUAUUGUGAUAAUAUUUGAUAAUGAUCACCUGGUGGUUGAAACUUUCCCCAUCAAACUCACCCGUACCUGAGAAGUGUGAGACAUCACCUUACCAUGACAGCUCACUAGAGAGGAAGUGUGUCACAUCUCCACAACUGUGAAAGCAAUCUUUUUCAGUUGUCUAUUAAAUAUAUAUCACAGAUUAUUUUGAGUAUUUGAGCAAAAGUUAUACUCACACAUAUUCCUUUAUUUGUUUUAUUUGUACACUAUCAAAAGAAUCCUAUGACUCUUCUCUGUUUCAUUAGUAAUUUUUUCUUUUUUUUUUUUCUUUUCACUCUAAUGAUACAUCCAUUGUGACUCAAACAGUAUUUAAAGAUGUGUGAGGAUGGGAUUUGGUCUCAUGGAUUGGAGACUGUUUCCUCAAAGGCUAACAGAUAAUUUAUUAUCAGUUAUUUAAGGCACAGGUUUUGGUUUCCAUUUAUGACAUCAGAAUUAGUAGUUAUAUCACCCACCACUACUUUGUGUGGUGCAUGUGAGCACCUAUCGAGGCAUCACGUGACUGAUUUAUGAGCUGCCAAGCUGUCAGACCAGAGAGGGUCAGGAUAGGCAAGCUGCCCAUCACAGUAUUUUUGAGUAGAGCUUAAAGGUUGUAAUGCUAUUCAUAAUAAAUGUUAGUGUUAUAUAUUACUAAAGAAAUAGGAUUAGGUGUGUGCAGAAUGUGUCCAUGCUUUCCAGAAAGUGGAAGCCAGAUUCUUGGUUCUCCAUACAAGAGAAGGAAUGUUGUGACUGUGCUUAGCUACAAAUCUGUUGCCCUUUAUUCAGGUCCAGACUUAGAAAGAUGGCAUGCAGCUUGACAAACUGUUCAGCCUCUUGCAGAUUUGCUGAUAAAUUGUUUUUGUGGAAAACCUAAGGAAGAAAAACUUUUAACCUGGAUGUUACAUUCAGCUGUGUCCUAAAUUAAGAUGAGAAACACAGUAGAUGUAGGUGGGUUGAGUGGUGCGCAGUGUAGCUUUCAUCCUUAUCUCCACAUUUGAAAACAAUUGGUGAUUCUUGAUAGAAUGAGUAUUUUCUAUGAUUAGUUUUUGUGGGUCAUUAUAAGUAAUUUUUAUGUACUGUAGAGCAGUUGUGCUGCAACAUUUGCUUGAUCAUGUGAUGAAAAUGACAAGUAUAUUCAUUGUAUCUAGCCCAUACAUAUCAUAUCAACCUUACAGUGUAUGUAAGACAUCAUGCACUAUAGGUAUAGUGCUCAGGUCUUAUUUUAACAACUAAGAAAUCAUAGAUUUUGAUUUGUAUAUUAUAAAUUGUGAGAGUGAAUAUAGAGGAGGGAAGUAAGCAUUUACUACUAGUGUUUAUAAAUUUUAUAUUAAUAUUUGAAUAAAUGUAAUUAAGAUAAAAAAGAGAUGCUGGAGUAGUGUGUGUGGAGUAGCAUGUAGGGAUUGAGUGGUAAAGGAGGAAGUGUAAGGGAGAACAGGUGUUAUGUUGGAGAUGGUUGAUGAACUAGAGUGAGGGUGGUACACCAGAAUAGUCUUGUAAAGAGAGUGAAAAAAAAAUAUUAGUGAAAAAGUUAACUAUGUACAUUUAAUUCUAAAGGUAUAAGGCCUAGGUAGUGAACACAAAUGAGAUGUAAGGGCAUUGUGGAGAAUGAUAAAUGUAAGAAAGGUGUCUGUAGAACAAAACUGGUUGUGCUUGAUAUAGAUGAAUGGAGAACAGUUUUGAAUCCUUGGAGAUUCAGCCUUCAGGGGCAGUUCUGCUGUAAUCAGCUGAUUAAUUUGUGGAUAAGAGGAAGAGGAUGAGGCAAGAGUUGAUCAACCUGACUGCCUGUUUUGGUGAUGUGCAAAUGAUCCUCGCAAAAUACUGUACAUAAUGGCAGUGACAGUUAUUUCUCCCUUCCACAGGCCUAAAGACAGACGUGAGGGAACAAGGAAAUCUGUGUGUGUAGGUAGAUGCAAUGUCUUGGUUAUUUCCAUUUUGGAGGCAUGUCAGCCAGAUAUUUAAAUACAUACUUUUCUAAAAGUAACUAUCCUUUUUGGAAGCAAUGAUAUACAUAUUUUCUUUGUAAUAAUGUAGUACAUAUGCUCUUAUUGAUCUGUGAUAUGUUUUUAUUAUCCAUUUCAGUGUUUAAUGACUUAUAAAAUAUAUUAUAUUACUAAA